AGUAUUGCAGUUCAUAUUUUGGUUGCACAAGCAUCUAUCCCUAAUUCAGAAAAUAAGCCCUAUGUUAAUUACAUCAACAGUAUCAGAUAUGAUAAUCGAGCUGUUAAUUUAGAAUGGGUAACUCCUAAAGAGAAUGCUGAACAUACAGUAUUUUGA
Molecule: messenger RNA, 156 nt
Organism: Dentiscutata erythropus
Lineage: Eukaryota; Fungi; Glomeromycota; Glomeromycetes; Diversisporales; Gigasporaceae
Source: the annotation of a GenBank genome assembly